This is a messenger RNA of Hemibagrus wyckioides, 4145 nucleotides long. RefSeq names its product coiled-coil domain containing 120b (gene ccdc120b). Bases 704 to 2584 code for a protein of 626 amino acids. The record is from RefSeq and is a predicted model, not a curated record. Lineage: Eukaryota; Metazoa; Chordata; Actinopteri; Siluriformes; Bagridae. The transcript is spliced from 11 exons.
UGGCCACGCCUCUGUAUUAGGAUUUUAACUCUGUCGCCGGCAGUGCUGUUUCCAACCGGAUUCUACUCCAGAUUUUUGUUUACAACGUGACGCUUUUUUAAAUAAAAUAAGAAUUUCGCUAAGGAGACCGGAAGCGUCAAUCUGCCUCAGUUGGUCGUGUUAGUCGGCCUAAUGAGAAGGUGAAUUGCACUUUUGGGACACGUUAACGGCGUGAAUCAGAGGAAGAAGAUGGUGGUUUUAUCGCAAUGGUGGUGCAGACGGACACAUUUUGGAAGCUUUCUUGAUUUUCACCGCCAUUGAUGUCAAUGUCAUAACGCGUUUCCUUCGUUAACUGCGGAUACCGUUUUAAAAUAGACAGGGAUAUGUGAUAAAGGCUUGCCUUUUUUUUCCCCAAAACCACAACAGUAUAAGCACCUGCUCCAUGUCCUGCUGUGUUAUGGGACCCUUGUGUUCCUCUUGGAGGAUUAGAGGAUUUUACCUCACUGCUGAAGCAUAAUUACCUGCUCGGAUAUGGCACGGUUUAUUUUCCAAAUGAACAGAAGAGAGAAACCUGUCAGUCUGGCAGCAUUACUUUUAGCAGUGUAUAACUAUGAAACUAUCAUGUGAGUGAAAUGAAUUACAGUACCAAGUUUACAGUACAGAAAUUGCAAGGAUGUAAGGAUUAAGAGUGCAAUAUCAUUGGUGAGUAACUGUCCACAUCCUCAUGGAGAUUAAAGAACACUGGGUCACUACCAUGGGUUUAGGUAUGCCCGAAUUUGAGGACUGUCAGAACAGCAAAUUGCAAGCUAAGAGGAUCUAUGACCUGCAGGAAAAGAAGCAAAGUCUGCAAACACUUUUAAGCAGUAGACAAAAGGAACUGCGACAAGUGUGUCUACUGGAGGCAGAACUGACAGGGAAACUUCCAUGUGACUUUCCUCUGGAAGUGGGUGAACAUCCUCCAAUUCUGCAGCACAGAGCUGGAAAGGCAUUAAAUGGCACUUCAAAUGUAGAGGAUAACCUGGGCCAGCGAAGACAAGUGAAGACUGGGUUCAGUGUCACCCUCUGUCAAAACACUGAGUCAGACAAAAAUGCUGUAUUCAACAAGAGGACUGUUCAUCGUGGAUGUCACACAGAGGAAAUGGUUAAAUCGGAGAGCUGUUCCAUGUCAGAUUCGACUCCCUCCCAAGACAACGAUGUGUCAGGAAUGACAAGUAACUUGAUAAAGGAUUUGUCUUCCAGUGUGGUUUCUGAGAAUCGCUCACUUUCUCACCCUCGCCUGGCCUCAGGCAGUCCUGACAGCCGUCUGUGUAAGACACUGUCUCCAGUGGAGAUUUACUAUGAGAUGAGGACUUGCCAUAACUCUGCCUGUAACUCUGUCAGCCCAAGUCAUUCCCUGCCUAGAAGUGCAUCCAAUAUGGAUGCCAUGAGUGUACCAGCUACACCUAUUCUACCUCAAAAUAUGCCAGUCUGCAUUCAGUGCAGGUCUGAUAUAUCUGGUGAUGUAGCACUAAAACAGUGGGACAGAAGUCCGGAUGUUGCUCAAAUUGUUCCACUGGCAUCUCCAGAGAGUUCCUCCUCACAGCAUACAAGUUACAUAUACAACUCUCUUGCCCGCCGUAGCAACAGCUCUGAGGCAUUGCUUGACCAUUCCAAACAUCGUCAGCUAGUGGCGCCCCAAAACUGCAUGUCUCCAAGAACUGGACCCUAUAAGAGCUCAGAGUCUUUGACUGACAGCAAGCUAAGGCACAUGUACCGUGGGAGCCCAGAAAGGCAACUGGGUGGAUCUAAAGAACAAGGCCAUAUGCAUUCAUCAGUUAAACAAGGAAGCGGGGAUGGCUAUAGUGAGCCACUGAUGGACUGUAUGAUCAAACCACAGAAGAGAUCAGUUCAGUCUCAGCAACACUUUUCUUUAGAGCACAUAUGGCCUGACCUUUCUGCUGUUCCCAAAUCUGGUCCCUCGACUCACUGCAAUGUUUUUUCUCAUUCCCAGAUGCACCUAGCAUCUGCAACACCGUCAUACAGCCCCAUAUUUGUGCAGAGUUAUCAGCCUAAACCACGUCAAGUGAAAUUCACACGGACUAAGUCCUGUGGUCCCUUUACUCCUCUCCAACAGCACAGCCUGGACCAUUUACUGGUAUAUGCUUUUGAACCUACCAACCUUUUAUCUGGCUCCACUGCUUCAUCCUUUCCAAACCUACUACCCCACCAAUCAGAGAAGCCCAAUUCUAAUGUCUCUUUUAGUAGCAAACCUGGGCCCUUCUCCCUGCCUGCCCUGGAUGACUCUACCCGCAGCCUACACAAGGCCCUGGCACUGGAGGGCCUCCGAGACUGGUAUCUGAGGAAUGCACUAGGUUACCCCACUACAGCCAGGGGCCAAGAUGGACUUCACUUACGCCCCCCGACCCACCUGGUCCACCUUCCGUGGUCUGUCCCACUCGGCCCACUCUACUCACAUCCACAAAUUUCUCAGUCAACCUCUUUUCAUGGACACCCACUACGUGGCAGGUCUGAGGAGCUCUUUCACUACCCAGAGCCAUUUACCUCCAAGGAAAGUGCUCAGAAGGAGUCUAGCUCAGAUCACCUUGCCCCUGGAACUCUGGUAUGACUGCCAGAUCACACUACAGUAAAAAACCUACAUUAUAACAAGUUAAAAACAAGUUAUACAGUUGAUGAAGGGAUUAAUGGUUUUAUAAAUAGAGAUUAGUCUAAACAUGAGAUUGUGUUUGCCCUAAUUUAUAAAUGCAUACUAUUGAAAUACAGUAUAAUUAUGUUGCUAUUACAUUUGUAUAUAAUCUGGGCAGCUGUAUUAAGCUUAUCUUUCCAUGUGCUUUAGAUAUAUUUUCAUGUAUAAAUAGAUAUAGAUGUAUUCAUUUAAAAAUUUCUAUUUUGAAGCCAAUAUAAAUACACAUUUAUGAACAUGAGUUCAAUAAAUAAUGAUCUCAUGUAUUUUCAAUGUGUUGUAAAACUUUGAAUGUAUAAACCUUUGGUUUAAUACCUGUAUGUAGCUAUGAAAAGUGCAAUGUACCAGUCAACUAAACCUGGGGAAAAUUGUUAAUAGAUAAAAUGCUUUUAUGAAAAUCUAGGCCUUCAAACUGUUUUGGCUUCCAUCUUGUGCUGCAACUUGUGAUUUUGUAUCUGCAUAUUUGUAUAUUAGUAAUUAUUAAAAUAUUAAAAUAAUAAAAUAAUUAAAAUAAACAGGCAUACUAAUAUAAUUUUAGUUUGCCUGUUUAAAAUAUUUGUUAGCAUUUUCAUGGUGGGAUGCUUUACACCAAAAUCACACACUUAAAUAAUUAUGUUUGGAAACAAAACAUAGUUACAGUAGCAAGUACAAAUCACCAACCUGUAGCCAUUUUGAAACAUCUUGUCUUAUUAUGACUGAGCAACAUGCAGCUUUGAGAUUAACUUACUAUGCUGAGCACAUACACUGUAGAAACAAACCUAUAGAAUAUACUCAAUAAAUGUGAGGUAAAAAUUUACACUCUAUUUAUUUGGGUAGAUUUUCUCUCAUGUAUUUUUUUUAUGUUGCAAUUAUUAUUGUUACAAAGGUUGUAUGGGUAUAAUUUACACAAAUCUUACUUGCUGACUAAUAAUAAAAUUUACCACCCUCCGAAAUACACUUACGGCCAAAGGUUUCUAAUCAUCAGACACAUAUGUGGGCUUUCCCUAAGCAGUUCAAACAAAACUCCAAAACACACCUAUAUUGGUUGUCUUUGCAUUCUGUAGCUUAUGUGGCCUAGUCCAACCAUGUUUUAGCAUUACAAUGUCUCUGUGCUAAAACAAGACCACAUGGUUUGCCAAGUUUGGAUUCAAAGAAUCUGAGUGGCCUACAUAGAACAUUGCCCAUAUCCCCAAUGAACUGGAACAGCAGCUUGCAUGACAUCAAAAAUCCCCACUGCCAUGCUAACAAAAAAAUUUAGGGGAAAACCUUCCCAAAGAGGUUAUUAUUAAGAGCAAAUGGGUGACUAAAUCUGAAAUAGGCAAAAACCAUAUAUGUUUAAGAUGGACCAGUGUCUACAAACCUUUGGUCAUAUCAUUGAAAUACUAGAAAUCCCAAGGCUAACAAUGGGAAAUAACAAUGUAUAAGCAGUUUUAUUAGGAGACAAUUAUAAGAAUUCAGCAUUUUACAUUUUCAAAGUAGACAAAAUUGAAAAUAAAUUUAGUGUGUA